Molecule: messenger RNA, 489 nt
Organism: Gongylonema pulchrum
Lineage: Eukaryota; Metazoa; Nematoda; Chromadorea; Rhabditida; Gongylonematidae
Source: the annotation of a GenBank genome assembly
AUGAGAGUGGUACCAGAACAGAGUGUGCCAGUGGACAAAGAAACACAAAAUGACGAAGAUACGAAUCUAAAAACAUCGGUUUUUGGUACUCGAACCCGCUUUGUUAUGGUAGUCAUCGUACUCAUUUGCCUUGCUAGCAUAUGGUCCAAUAUAUUGGCGUUCAAUUUUGCUGUGAUCUGCAUGGAAACACCGCAAAAUGUUUCGAACGGUGACGAGUCACUGGAUACAUCCGACAGACAUGACUUUACCAACAGAGAGCAAAGCUGGCUGACAUCUAUAGUAGCCGUGGCAGCACUGCUGGCCAAUUUACCAGUGGUGACGCUGAUCAACCACUUUGGCAUUCGAACUGUUUUUACGAGUCUCGGUGUGCUUUCAUCGGCUUCCACGUGCCUCAUACCACUUGCACUUCAGGUCAAUCUUCCCAUUUUUUACCUUCUGAUAUUCUUGUAUGUUGUUUUCACAAUCGAUGCUAUAUUAGAGUUAAAAUAG